GUUAGUCUCAUUCUCGCUUCAACCGUCACUGUGUUUUCGUUUGGACGCAAAGUUUGAAUACAAAAAUGGCGGAACCGUUCUAUCGACCCUGCACUCCAGCCUGAAUUAUAAUGAUUUCCUAAAGACCAUUUCCAUAAUAAUGCCUAGCAAGGUGAGGUUUGAGACAGAGUAUAACUCAUCUUUCAAAGGAUUUGACAAUGAUGUUUCAAAAGUUGUCAGGAGUCCAGUCUUGAAGCCAAGGGCAUCAGAUGGUCCAAUCAUUGCACCAGUGCCCAUUUUGAAAAAGAAAUCAGGAAAGGAAGCAGGCAUCAAGUCGUUAGAUGUGCACAUCACAAGGGAACCUCCCUUACAGCACAAAAAAGCUGCUGCUCUAACAAAGAAUGCAGAUAAAAUUAUCCCUGCACCAAAGGAGAAUUACAAGGAAAUACAAAACCCUAAAGCUUUCAGUGAAGGAAAUCCUAUUUUGGACUAUGCAGCUAAAAGGCAAACAGCAAAAGUUGAUGCAAAUGAACAGUUCAAGGAUGACAAAUUUGCUGGAAGAGAAUCUUAUAACCAAGGCUACAGUGCCCUGGAACCGCCGAUGCAGCGUAAAAAAAGAUCGCCAUUCAACUUCAACCAUAAUAUUCUAAGAACAGACACCAUUCCACCUAUGAACGGCAACUCAAAAGAAAGCGAGGGUAAUGGCCUGGCUGAAGUGACAGCUGUUAACCAAAAUGUUUCAGAAACUGCCAAAAGAAAAUUGGAGUUUGAACAACCAGCAAAGAGAGAUGUUCCAGUUGAAAGCCUUUUUCCUAUCAAAACUGCAGACUGGCGGUUGAGAGAAGACACCAGUAAGAAAGAGAGCAGCCCUCUAAAAGAACAUGCUGAUGAUUCCAAGAGAGAGAAAAGACGCCGAAAAAGCCCUGCAAAAGAACAAAGGAAGAAAGAUUUGGACGAUGUGAAAAACAAGCAAAAUGAGCGGGUGGACAGAGCACUAAAGAUAAAAGCUGGAAUGCAAACCAUUGAGCCUCCGUUACACAGUCACCCCAUAAAGACAGAAUAUCAGCUACAAUUUGCGUGGAAAGAGCCGGUCAGACAUGAAAUAUAUCCUAAGGUCUCUGUUCCCGUAGAAGUUGAAAAUGCUGAAUUAGCUAGUGAUGAUCUCACAAAAAGGAAAUUCAAGCCUUUCAAAUCGGAAUAUCAGUUGCAAUUCAGAGAGUACCCGUUGGUAAAACAAAGUCCAGAUUUUAGUAUUGCAGGAGAUAAAAAGGCACCUGCCGAUAAUGCUGGCGAUCACAAGGAAGGCAAAGGGGGUAAACCUGUUGUCGACAGAAGACUUCUUCACCAAUCCAAAAAUGUUCAGCCUCUCUUUGUCCCAUACGGCAAAAGCAAAUUGGUUACAGAAUACAAUGCCAACUUUGUCGCUCCCUCAAAGUUUAGCCCCGGUAAAGUAUCUCGUUCUAAAGCCCAAGAAGACGAGCAAAGCAAACAAGAAACGGUCGAAACAUCUGAAAGCCUUGAUUGGUUCAAAGAAGUACUACGUCUCAGGGAGAGAGCCCAGAGUUACAAAGUGAGGACACGAGAAACUCACUACCCGACAGUGUUUCUUGCAUCUUUGUAUGACGACGAUGAAGAUGAAACUGCUUCCGAAGAAGGCGUUAAAGGUUCGGAGAAAGCAAACUUCAACUUAGAAGCAAUUGGAGGGGGCAAAGUUAAGAAGACUGAAGAUUAUGAAGAUUAUGUUGCACAAAGUAGUGAAGAAGCAGAGGAGAAAGAUGAACCUGCUGAAACAAGCAAUACUGCAACGAAUGUGCUAGCUUCUCAAGCUGGAGGGCCUAGAUCGAAAACGAAUAUUUCAGACUCCAGAAAGCAUGGGAAGUCAGCAAGAGCAAACGGUUCUAGUAAACAGAGCACUGUGGCCGCCACUGGGAAGGUGAUGAAAACUUAUGUCAGAGAUGAGAAAGUAAGUGAUAACUAUGAAGAUGAAGAGGCUGAGGCAAUAUCUUCUUGUGAUAAAGAGGGUUUGGUAGAAGCCGACGUAGAGCCUCUUGCAAGUCCUGUCUUAUCGUCAUCCUCAAGUGAAAGUGAUUCAGUUAUGAGCCUACUCAAAGGAAGGAUAGAAACUCCACGUUUAAAAAGCAGAAUGGACCCUAGGCGCCAUAAUUUGGACCGGACAACACCACUACGAGGCGGUAAUGUUGCAUUCCCUGGUCAGAAGCUUUCAAGUGAGGUUACAGCUCCAGUGCACGAGUUUCGAACUUUGGAACCAGAUAUAGGCUAUGUCAGACCAAAGAAGUGGGCAGAAGGAGCUGCAAGGAAAACAAUGGUAGGAAAUGUUGCCAAAUACGGACCUCCAGGUGAACCCGAGAUUAUACGGGAAACUCGACCGAAGACAGCUCAUUAUCAUAAGACGUACAGGCGUGAUAAAUACGAAGACAAGGCCAACGAGGGUGACUUGAUGGUGACUGAUCUAGAAGAACGAGAUGGAGCUGUUAAUCAUUUACGUUAUGAGCCGAAAGACUAUAAACAAAAAGAUAAGCGCCCGGAGAUCAAAUACAGUCGAAAGCCUCCGAGAGCAUUUGUUCAGCCCUCUGAAAUUGGGCAAGAUUUGGACAACACAGUUCAAUCGGACAUUUUAUCGGACACUUCGAUGUCUGCUAGAGAAUCUGUCAUAUCUGAUGUCCUUCAAAGAUCGAGAAAAAGAAGAGACAACUUCUGGUAGCAUGGUAAACAGGUUUUUUGUUCUGGACAUUCAAGACCAAGGGACUGUCAUUCUUUGUCCUGUAAGACGAUGGCACACUGAUAACGUGUUGUAAAAGACUCUUUAAUUAUAUAAUUUAUAACUGGUAGAAAAAAGAACAGUAUUUAAUCGUGUAUGUUGUAAAUAAAAAUUUACUGUUUUUAUGGUUUUAGCUGUUUUACAUUAAUUUUUUAUCCUCAAUCAAAUCUUGCAUAUUGUCGUGAUUCA
Messenger RNA from Rhopilema esculentum, 2947 nucleotides. RefSeq lists its product as uncharacterized. Gene Ontology annotation, biological process: negative regulation of centriole replication. Gene Ontology annotation, molecular function: microtubule binding. The record is from RefSeq and is a predicted model, not a curated record. NCBI's taxonomy places the organism in Eukaryota, Metazoa, Cnidaria, Scyphozoa, Rhizostomeae, Rhizostomatidae.